GCGACGGUCACUCGGCAAAACGAAAAUCGAAAAACCGACGAAACUCGGAGAACACGGAUUCGACUCUCGAAUCUGAACUUGACCGAAUCCGUAGUCCGAAUCCUCUGCAAUGUGCGCGCCAAUCCGCAGAACAGUCGCCCAGUGAAUUUGGCACUUUGCAAAUAAAUUUCGCUCCGCCGCCGUCGCACACACACAAACCCCCGCACCGCGCACACACACACCGCAACAAGCCUAGUGAAAAAGUUGCAAUAAGACAACAAAAACCGACGUGCUGGUGGGAAAAUCGAUUUUCCUUUAACCAAAUCUUAACACUCGUUGUUAGCUUGUGCUCUUCCGAACGUCUAUAUUUUCAUUAAUUUUUUUUUUGUGCAAAGUACGCCUAGAGCGAGGGAGAGAGAAAAAGCGGCGUAAACCGGUGAAGAGAGAGGGAGAGUGUUCUUCGGCAGAAAAUUAGCAAGGCAACAAACGUUUAAAAAUAUAUACAUAUAUUCCAAUAUAAAAUUUGCUAAUAUUAAUGACAACUCAAGAUCACCAACAAAAACAAAAACCCAGCAACAAGAAAUUCGAAUACGAAAAUAAACCAAACAAAUCGGCGGGAGCAAGAAAAGAGAGAGAGAGAGUGUGAAAGACGGGAGAGGCGCCAAAAGAAGUAUAUAAUUUUCGCGGCACACCCAAAAACGCGGAAAACUCCCGCCCAUCCUCGACACGCCUUCAAGCCUCCUGCCACACCAAUAACAAUAACAACCUGCAGCGUAGAGAAAAGCAAAGAAAAUCAACGGACAGAUAGAAAAAGAAACCCAAACAUUCGGACACUUCCUCUUCUUCUUCCCACUCCGUUUUGGCAUGGAAAACAUGAAAUGUCUGACCAGGAAACAGAGCUGAGAGUCUCAAAUGCAAGCAAGCGAACGCCAGCGGCAGCAACGAAGUCCAAGUUCACCAAUAGCUGAAGAGGAAGCCCAGGAGACGCCACGCCGGAGUAGCACUCCCAGGAGCUGAUAGAGGAUUUGGAGCACAACUUAUCGACGACUUGGGGUGUCUGGGUCAACUUCCGUUGCGCUCAGCAGAAAUCGCUGAGUUUAAGGCACAAACAACUUACAAAAUUAUAUAGUUAGUUCUGGCCGGCGAGCUUACUGACUGACUCAUCAUUCUGUUUUGAGUCGGACACGAACGAACAAACAAGGAUCGGAGGCAGAUAAGGAUUACACUGAGACGCCGGAGCAUAAGUUUACUUAAGGCAGGAGGACGAUAGCCAUUUAAGAUACUUUCUGCACAACACAAACACAAAAACAACAAAAAACAAAACAGCACACAACCCGCAAAGCAAGAUGAACUCUACCACAAAGCAUCUGCUGCACUGCACACUGCUCAUCACUGUGAUAGUUACCUUCGAAGUAUUCUCCGGCGGUAUUAAGAUUGACGAGAAUUCGUUUACGCUCGUGGAUCCAUGGACUGAAUACGGCCAAUUUGCCACGGUUCUGCUGUACUUACUGCGCUUUCUCACGCUCCUGACGCUGCCCCAGGUGUUAUUCAACUUUUGCGGCCUGGUAUUUUACAAUGCCUUCCCCGAGAAGGUUGUCCUUAAGGGCAGUCCCUUGCUGGCACCCUUCAUAUGCAUCCGGGUGGUCACACGCGGCGAUUUCGCGGAUUUGGUCAAGACAAAUGUUCUACGCAACAUGAACACCUGUCUGGAUACUGGAUUGGAGAACUUUCUAAUCGAAGUAGUUACGGACAAAGCGGUCAAUCUGGCGCAACAUCGCCGCAUCCGGGAGAUUGUAGUGCCAAAAGAGUACAAGACGAGAACCGGAGCGCUGUUUAAAUCUCGGGCACUGCAGUAUUGUCUGGAGGAUAAGGUCAAUGUGCUGAACGAUAGCGACUGGAUUGUCCAUCUGGAUGAGGAGACGCUGCUAACGGAGAAUUCGGUCCGUGGAAUCAUCAAUUUUGUGCUGGAUGGCAAGCACCCAUUCGGCCAGGGACUGAUUACCUAUGCCAACGAGAACGUGGUCAAUUGGUUGACCACAUUGGCCGACAGCUUUCGAGUCUCCGAUGACAUGGGCAAGCUGCGGCUGCAGUUCAAGCUCUUCCACAAGCCACUGUUCAGCUGGAAGGGCAGCUAUGUGGUCACCCAGGUGGGUGCAGAGCGUUCAGUGUCGUUUGACAACGGAAUCGAUGGCUCGGUGGCCGAGGACUGCUUCUUUGCGAUGCGAGCUUUCAGCCAAGGAUACACCUUCAACUUCAUCGAGGGCGAAAUGUACGAGAAGUCGCCGUUCACACUGCUGGACUUUUUGCAGCAGAGAAAGCGUUGGCUCCAGGGCAUCCUCCUGGUGGUGCACUCCAAGAUGAUACCCUUCAAGCACAAGCUGCUACUGGGCAUCAGUGUCUAUUCGUGGGUCACCAUGCCGUUGUCCACGUCGAACAUCAUCUUUGCGGCACUGUAUCCCAUUCCCUGUCCAAAUCUGGUCGACUUUGUGUGCGCCUUCAUAGCGGCUAUUAAUAUCUAUAUGUACGUCUUUGGCGUAAUCAAAUCCUUUUCGCUAUACCGCUUCGGAUUGUUCCGAUUUUUGGCCUGCGUGCUGGGGGCGGUAUGCACGAUACCAGUGAAUGUGGUCAUCGAGAAUGUGGCCGUAAUUUGGGGACUGGUAGGCAAAAAGCACAAGUUCUAUGUGGUCCAGAAGGAUGUUCGCGUACUGGAGACUGUUUAGGAUAUUGUCGAACUGGAGAUGGGAGUCAUUAAGUAGCCAUAACCAAAUGUAACAGAGCAAAAAGCAAACAAAAAUUUCGCACAAUAUGGCCAGGAUCAGUGUGUUGCCCUGUCACUAUCAGAUUGAUUUACUUUAUUUGUACAUUUUCUAAGAAUAAGAGUCACCCACACGAGCACACACAUACACACACACACACCCGCACAACACACACACACACGCAUAUAGUUGUUGUUUCGUUCUAAAGUCAUGAUCAUUCAUAAUAUUGCCAAAAAAGAAAAAAAGGAAACAACUUGGAGAACAGAAGGUUAUUUGACCCGAAAGAACAAAUGUUAUAGACAACGUCGUAAUAGAAGAUCUAUAAACAUACACCACUCACCAGCAACAAUAACAAUUGGGGGACUUGAAAGGAUCCAAGAAAACCACAAACAAAAACUCUCCAUUAAGUGUAAUUUCAUUAUAAAUAUUUUUUUGUAUAGUCUGUAGUGAAAGAAUGCGCUAUAUUUAUAUAAACAUAAAUAUUGUAUGUAUAUUGUAGAUUUAUUAUUAUGUUUACGAUUAUUUAAAAACGUGUACAUUGAUGUAUUGUAAAUUGAUAAUCUGUUAAAUAUCAUUCACACCCGAACCCAGGGAUAAAAAGCGAAGCAAACUUGAAUGUUUAGACUUAUGUACUUACAUGUGCAAAUAUUGAUGUACUUUGUGUGUUGUUUGGCAUGUACAUAUGACAUAUAUGUAUACGGCAUGCUCUACAAGACAUAUAUACACCCCCACAUCCCGAGGAUCCGGAUCGACAUUCUUCCCGUAUGAUUUCCUUCACCCCAAAAGAUUCAUGAUGGUGUGAAGGAUUUGAUCUUGAUAAAUGUCCAAAGAUCCUGGAUCUCCUCGAGGCCCCGUCGAAUUUCUAUGUUCUUUGAUUUUGUAUUACUCUGUAUUUACUCGUUUUGUUUAUUUCUCUUCGUCAUUCUGUUUAACUGUUAUCGGUGCUUUGAAACCCACGCCCAAAACACACCCCCAGAAAUAUGGAACACGUGCAUUGCAAUCACCUCGUAAAUCCCAAA
Messenger RNA from Drosophila eugracilis, 3754 nucleotides. RefSeq names its product beta-1,4-mannosyltransferase egh. NCBI's taxonomy places the organism in Eukaryota, Metazoa, Arthropoda, Insecta, Diptera, Drosophilidae. The transcript has 3 exons. The record is from RefSeq and is a predicted model, not a curated record. Gene Ontology annotation, cellular component: cytoplasm. Gene Ontology annotation, molecular function: beta-1,4-mannosyltransferase activity. Bases 1326 to 2699 code for a protein of 457 amino acids.